This is a messenger RNA of Arvicola amphibius (Eurasian water vole), 1454 nucleotides long. It is a transcript of the gene Slc25a48, whose product is annotated as solute carrier family 25 member 48. Gene Ontology annotation, molecular function: transmembrane transporter activity. Gene Ontology annotation, cellular component: mitochondrion. The transcript is spliced from 8 exons. The record is from RefSeq and is a predicted model, not a curated record. Bases 144 to 1079 code for a protein of 311 amino acids. NCBI's taxonomy places the organism in Eukaryota, Metazoa, Chordata, Mammalia, Rodentia, Cricetidae. Gene Ontology annotation, biological process: transport.
CUGGAACACUGAAUUUGGGGAAGAACCUGCAGGGUGAUCAAGUCUCGCUCUCGCGGACCUGGGCCAUGCCCGACACACACUGAGGAGGGCCAUUGCUCUGGCUGCGGGAGGGAGAGGAGGGAGAGGCGCAAGUCACUUUGGCCAUGGGCAACUUCCAGCUGGAAGACUUUGUGGCAGGCUGGAUCGGAGGUGCAGCCGGUGUCAUUGUUGGCUACCCUCUGGACACAGUCAAGACUCGCCUGCAGGCUGGUGUUGGCUACGGGAACACAUUUAGUUGCAUCCGCAUGGUGUACGAGAAGGAGCGUGUGUUUGGCUUCUUCAAGGGCAUGUCCUUUCCCGUGGCCAGCAUUGCUGUCUACAACUCGGUGGUGUUUGGGGUCUUCAGUAAUACGGAACGGUUCCUCAGCCGGCACCGCUAUGGGGAGCCUGAGGCUGGCCCUGGCCGAAGCCUGUCUGACCUACUCCUGGCAAGCAUGAUGGCUGGAAUGGUCUCCGUAGGGCUGGGCGGUCCUGCGGAACUCAUCAAGAUCCGACUGCAGAUGCAAACACAGCCUUUUCGGGAAGCCAACCAUGGAUUGAAGCCCAGGGCAGUGGCCCUAGGGGAGCAGGCAGCGUACCAGGGACCAAUACACUGCUUUGCAACUAUUGUGCGGACGGAGGGCCUGGCGGGUCUGUACCGGGGAUCCAGUGCCAUGCUGCUGAGGGACGUCCCCGGAUAUUGCCUCUACUUUAUUCCCUAUGUGUUCCUGAGCGAAUGGAUGACUCCUGAGACCUGCACAGGGCCCAGCCCCUAUGCCGUGUGGCUGGCAGGUGGCAUUGCAGGGGCAAUCUCCUGGGGGACAGCAACUCCGAUGGAUGUCGUGAAAAGUCGGCUCCAGGCUGAUGGGGUCUAUUUAAACAAAUACAAUGGAGUCCUGGACUGCAUCUCCCAGAGUUACCGGCAAGAAGGCUUGAAGGUGUUUUUCAGGGGCCUCCCUGUGAAUGCCAUUCGUGGCUUUCCCACGAGCGCGGCCCUGUUCCUCGGGUAUGAGCUCUCCCUGAAGGCACUCCGAGGCGACCACACUGUGACAAGCCCAUGAAUGUAAGGGCAGACCAGGCUUCAUCCUACUGCAGGUUGGUGCUGACAAUACCUGUAGAACCAGCAGCAGUGAGUUAUUGGAACGAAGGAAGACCCAGCCAUCCCAGUUCUAUGCCAGGUGGGCCACAGCCAUCCUACUGAGCUCAGAGUCACUUCCUUCAGGAUUACAGGCUCUCUGUUUCUCUCUCCAGCCCAGAGUGCUGGUAGGAAGCAGCAUACCAUGGACCAAACAGUCACCAUCUUUUUUUCCGCUUGGGAUUAAAACCUGUGAAAAUCUGGGGCAAAGCACCUGUGCCCCUGGAUGUUGAAAAUUCAGCCAAGAUACGGGGAGAAACUCAAGUUGGCUCCAUGAUUCCAAAUAAAAGCACCAACUGUC